UUAAAAGCACGCAUGGAAAGAAAGUGGCUGCCAAUGUUCUUGGCCUCACCAGAGUUUGCUGAGAGGCACCAUAUACAGGUACAAAUGCAAGACAUAGUGCAGGACCACAUGUUACAGAAGAGUAGGAAGAAAAGUGAUGCAUUGAAGCUACUGGAUAACAAAUGGGUUUCCUCAUCAAAAGAAAUCAUUGCAUUCCGUAGAGCCUUGCUAAAUCCAGUAACAGUUUUCCAAUUUCAGCAGUUUGUGUCACUGAAGGGCAAACUGAUGGAGAAUAAUAUCACCUUCUGGCUUGAGGUUCAAAAGUACAAGGACAUGUGUCAUUCUCGUGAUAGCGAGGAAUGUAUUCAGAAUAAGAUCUCCUCCAUUAUCAAUUGUUUCAUCAAUUCCAGCAUCCCACCAACUGUGCAAGUUGAUAUUCCAUCAGAAUAUGCAAAUAAAAUCAUUAAUCACAUGCAAGAGCAGGGACCAUACAUCUUCAGAGAAGCACAGGUGUGUGAAGAAUGA
This is a messenger RNA of Carcharodon carcharias (great white shark), 504 nucleotides long. Its product is annotated as regulator of G-protein signaling 22-like. Gene Ontology annotation, biological process: regulation of signal transduction. NCBI's taxonomy places the organism in Eukaryota, Metazoa, Chordata, Chondrichthyes, Lamniformes, Lamnidae. The record is from RefSeq and is a predicted model, not a curated record. The coding region runs from base 13 to 504 and encodes 163 amino acids. The transcript is spliced from 4 exons. Gene Ontology annotation, molecular function: G-protein alpha-subunit binding.